Messenger RNA from Dioszegia hungarica, 4149 nucleotides. RefSeq lists its product as uncharacterized. The transcript has 6 exons. The record is from RefSeq and is a predicted model, not a curated record. Gene Ontology annotation, biological process: transmembrane transport. Lineage: Eukaryota; Fungi; Basidiomycota; Tremellomycetes; Tremellales; Bulleribasidiaceae. The coding region runs from base 1 to 4149 and encodes 1382 amino acids.
AUGGCUUCAGGCUAUCUAUCGAUACUCCUUUUGGUCGCCGCUCUCGCUUCGGCAGCUCCCCUUCAGCCCACCUUUUCUUCCUGCGAGUCGUACUACUCUCCGGCGGCGGGCAUCAACCGCCUGAAUGUCUCGAGUAUCUAUGCCAAUCUCGUCUCUGGAUCUCGAGCGGCACAGCUAGGCCUGGCAGGCGAGGGAUCGGAUGUACUGAGGCUGGACCUCAUAGGGGAGGUGGGAUCACAGGUGCUGGGGUUUGACGAGAGCACGAACAAGCUGGCCACACUGUUCACAGACACAAGUGUCGGCGGCAUCUCCGUCUACAAGUCUACCUCAUGGGUCUGCAACUCGCUCUUCCCCGCUACUCUUCCUACUCCCUACACACCCAAUACGACCUACUGCCCCCUCUCUGCCGGACCCUUCGGCAUCAACAUCUCCAUUCCUCUGUACCGGAACUACGCCCUGACCACGCUAUCCACCCAGAUCCGAGUCGUCGACACCUCACUUUCGGCCAACACGCUGGCAUGCAUCAACGUCUCAUUCACUCCGUACGACAGGGACGGGUGGUACUACGACUUGUUACUCUGGCUGCCCGCAACCUUGGCCAUUGGAUUCUGGUUGACGAGCUGGGGAGCGAGAUUUGCGGCGGGGUGGGUGGUAGGAAGUGGAGUGGCCGAGUAUGGGGUGAAGGAUCAACAAGGAGAGACCAGGGGGAAAGAGCUCGAUAAGGCGGGAAGGAGGGAUGCGAGGAUGCGGAAAUGGGGGACGAUGUUGGUCAGUGGGUUGAGCGGGGAGAGGUUGAGUGUCAGCUCGGCGUUAUUGAGAUUUGUAACGCCGGGACUGAGGGAUAUCAUCUUCCAUAUCCAAUUCUGCACGAUACUGGUCAUGAUAGCUGUGAACUGGCCUGGAUUUGCUUAUCCUAUCGUGGCUAGACUAGCAUGGGCGGACCUAGUCUGGAACUCCACCAUCAUCGCCGGAUCUUCACCUCGCAUCAUCACUUACCCAACCGAGACCACCCUUCCCUCCGCAUUUUCCUCCCAAAUGUCCAACGACUUGUACCCUCUAUACCUCGACACCAACACCUUCAACCCCUUGCUCAACCUCGGCACGGCCUCCCCUGGCCUCGAGAGCUUCGCCAGCGCCGUCGGCCUCCGUCCUCAAGACAUCUUUGGAACAUGCCUUGCCAUCUUUCUCAUCAUCGCCGCUGCGGUCAUCAUCAUCUCGAUCUUGAUCUGGACAAUCCACGCCACGGCCGAGACGCUUGCCCCGGAACGUAAGCGUACUACGCCCGUCGCGGCCAAGCGGCAGAGCUACGGUACGGUCAGUAGUCCCGGGACGUCUAUCGCCGGAGAUAAGCUCUAUGACGGCAACAAGUCCGCUCCGCCCACUCCUGGCUUUGAGCGGGAAAUGGGCCAACUACCCAUCGCAAAUUCUCAGGAGCAUCCCACGCGUAAGGGCCCAAGUCGUUUCCGGAAAGCAUGGUUCCGGUUCAAGCCCAAAGGCGAAGCGGGCGCAUUCCACGCUGCGGCCCUGUACGGCAACCUCCUCCGCCUCAUCCUUAUCUUUCACCUCCCUGUCACCGUCUUUAGCACCUACCAGCUCGUCCUCGGGUCCCGGGCAUCGGUCGUCUCGCGCGUAUUCGCCGCGCUGGCGCUAAUAUUCAUCUCCAUCUUGAUUCCCGCGGGGGUCAUGUGGAAAGUCUACCGCACGCCCAGUGGGAAGCUGUACGAUGCCACCCGGACGCUGUUGGCCAUGGGCACAAUGUACAACCACUACGUGAUGGACAAGCAGCUCUUCCGGGUCUGUCCGCUCGUGGCGAGUCUGGUGGUCGGCGUGGUGAUCGGUGCGGGGCAGGGAAGCGGGAUCGCUCAGGCGGUGAUUUUGAUCGUGGUGGAGUUGAUCAUGCUCGUGGUACCGGCGGUAUGGUACCCUUGGGGCGAAGGGGCGAGUAUGGGCGCCCCGAGCGUCUUUAAGGGGGUCUUCAGAGUGAUCAGUGCUCUGCUGGUCAUGCUUCUCAGUCCGGUCUUCGGCAUGACCGAGGCCGCCCGGACUUGGCUCGCCUAUACCGCUCUCAUCCUCAACGCGAUCGUCUUCCUCUUCUUCGUCUUUAUGCUCCUCACCAAGCUCCUCGAGGGUCUCAUCCGCCUUAUCGGCGGCGCUCAUUUCGACGAGUCCACCCACCCGCUCGACGGCGGCAUCUUUGCGGCUAUAGCGGACCUCGAUUGCCUCAACGGCGUCACCGGCGGGAAAGCCGCCGCUCGGAAACGCCGCAAGCGGGGAUCGAGGCAGUUACAGCGGAACGUCUCGGCCGCAGGGGGACUGACGACGCAGAGGAUGCUCGACAAGUACUCGGAAGGCGUCAUGAGGCCCGAACCGGGUAGUCCGAGCUAUGAUGCCGGAUCAGCGGGGUUCAGUCCUUAUCCGCGCAUGAGCGAUGGGUACUUUCCGACCGUGGGCAGUGGUGGCGGACAGCCACCGCUCGGACCGCCGCCGAUGGAGAGGCACAGCUCGGACCGGACGGAAGAGGCCGGCGGUGGGAAUAUCAUGGACGCGUGGCGGACGCGGUCGAAUGAGGGGUAUAACACUCCGGGGAGCUAUGCGCCGACUGUCUCUCCCGGGAUAUGGCCUACGGGACAGCGUCUAUCUCCACCGGCCGGUAACGUGUCUUACGGCUAUGCGACAGGACCGGGGCACCGGACUUCGCCUCCUCCCGAAGCAUUCGGACGGAGCUUCUCAGUCGUCAGAGGCAGCAAGGCCGAUAUGGACCAUCCGUACGAUGUCCGCCGGAUGUCGGCGGGCGGUAUGGGCAUGGACAUGGGCGAAUUUGGCCGAUCGCUCUCCCCUCCGCCCGUCCGGGUCGCGCGCGCCCCGAUGCCCAGUCGACCGAUGCACCAGCGGGAAUACUCGAGUCCGGUCAUUAUCGAGAGCUUUGACGCUAUUACUCCCGGCUUGAACGGCUCGGCGGGCGGUCCUUCGCAGUCUCGGUCUCGCCCUACGAGCGGGAUAUACUCCACCUUCCCCUCUGCCGGUGCCGGAGGAAACAAGCGGCAUUCGGGCGGAACGGCAAUGGAGGCGGUGGAGCUUGUCCCGCUCCGUCCGCCAGAGAUGACUAUUCCGAAACGUCGGUCACUCAACGAUCUCAAGCAUGAGCACGACUCGGCGGGGUCGGGCGAUGAGUCCGACUCGUACGGAGGCAAGGGGAAGGGGAAAGGGAAGGGUCGAGCGGGGACGAAAGGGAGAGGAAAGAGACAGUGGUUCUCCCGUACAGCGGCGGAUGAGGAUGAGACGGAGGAAUCGGAUGAUGAGCCCGGACCGGAUCGAUCGAGGUUGUCGUCCUCGCGGACGGGCACGGGGAGGAGGGGAUCGGGACUGGUCAACGGCGGAGAUGGUGCUGGAGGGGAGGAUGGCGGCAAGAAAGGUUGGAAGUCCCGCUUGGGUAUAGGGAGGCGGAAGGGGGAUGAGUUGGACGAAGAGGCCAAAGAUGAGAAUAAGGCGAGGAAGGAUGCGUUGGCGAAUGAGUCGGGCGCGUUGUUUGCGGGCGUGGAGUCGCCUGCUAAGCGGAGGAAGGAGGACAAGGCGCAGGCUCAGGCUCAGGCGGCGGCAGCGAGCAGGAUGAGCCAGGCUGGGCCGAGUGGGAGCGGAGAGGGAAAGAAGGGGUUCGUCGUUCUUCGAAAAGGCCCCAUCUCACCUUCGCCAUCGUCGCAGCCUAGGUAUGACUUGCAGUCGUUCGCGGAUCCGAUCGCCCAAUCUCGGCCCGGACCCAGCUCUACUGUUGACGCCAGUGGAGAAACGACCAGGUCGUUCCGCGUCAAAAGGAUGACCAGGCCGACGCCCACUUCAGCGAAUCAGGCGGAUUUGCCAGUCAGCACCCAUCCCUCCCCGCAAGACUUCGCGUCGGGGACGACAGACAAGUCGGUAUACCCUACUCCGCCUGUCCCGGCGGACCGGACGGGGGCUACGAACGCAUCUGGGAACGUAGCAAGUGGUGCUGCUGCGGAACCGCCAAGGAGCUUUAGGGUCAUUCGGAAGACGCCAGCAGCACAGCCUGGAGGAAGGGAGAGUAGGCCGCCAGUUCUGGAUGUUCCUGUAGUCGCAGAUGAGGGUGGGGGCGGGUACUCUUCAGACGCGUUCAAGCCUUACGGGUCGACGAGGUGA